AUGGCGCAAGACUUCCAGCAUACAACAGUUUUGCCCUUUGUAUUAAUCGAGAUGAGAACAACACAUCAUCAGUAUCCCAGCAGGAGCUGUGGACUGGCUGCAGUGUGCACCUUCGCUGUUGGCUAUAUUUUAUGGGUGUGCUGGAUUCACCAUGUUACAGGAGUGUGGGUGUACCCACUUCUUGAGCACCUCAGCCCAGGAGUCAAAAUAAUCUUUUUUGCAGCCGUUACCAUAAUAAUUAACAUGUUCUACUUGGUGGGAGAGGUCCUGAACAACUACAUCUGGGAUACGCAAAAAUGUAUUGAAGAAGGAAAAGAAAAGCCGAAGUUGGAAUGAACCAUAAGAGGCAACAUGGAGGAUUGUUUAUAGCUCCAUGGAAGAUUUCUCAUCCCCAACAGAGGUUGGCAUGGAGAGGAGUCUUUUGGAAAGGAGGAGGUUUAAUUGUCCCUCUGCUCAGUGCCAGGAUAUUUUUGGAUUUUAUGUGGAGGGAAAAUGAUUUUAGCUAAGAAUAAUAAUCAUGUUUCAACCUCCAUUUCUUUUUCUCCAUGCUUGCAUGUGACAUACACAUAUAAGAUGUAUAUUUAUCUCCACGACAUUCUCAAUGUGCAUUUCUUGAAUCAAGUAAGUCAUUAAAUCAUAAAGUCAUUAGAUCUUUUUACUUCUGCCAAGAAGAACAAUGAGUCCAUUCUCCAUAUUGUUUGAGAAAAGCUUAACCGGAUAGGUCUAAUACAGGGAAACAAAACAAUCCUAUAUAUUUCAAAGUAUGGCAUAAAAGUUAAUUGCAUGAAUGUAUCUAAAGAACAGUUCAGUCUGACUGAAAUAUUAAUGUGACACUAUGUAACAGCUGCCUUAAAUUUGUGAUGUUAAUAAUUUU
Messenger RNA from Acanthisitta chloris (rifleman), 874 nucleotides. RefSeq names its product androgen-induced gene 1 protein-like. Gene Ontology annotation, cellular component: membrane; endomembrane system. NCBI's taxonomy places the organism in Eukaryota, Metazoa, Chordata, Aves, Passeriformes, Acanthisittidae. The record is from RefSeq and is a predicted model, not a curated record. The coding region runs from base 1 to 336 and encodes 111 amino acids. The transcript is spliced from 4 exons.